Molecule: messenger RNA, 817 nt
Organism: Linepithema humile (Argentine ant)
Lineage: Eukaryota; Metazoa; Arthropoda; Insecta; Hymenoptera; Formicidae
Gene: Uxt
Product: Uxt prefoldin-like subunit
Source: RefSeq, a predicted model, not a curated record
CAGUACCGAGCAGUAUCGUACACGGACAAAACAUAGUAUAAAAAUGUAGCUGUAUUUAUUAAAAAGAUUUUAUAACAUAACUUUUCUGACUUUAAUACACGUUGCUUUAAAUUUGAUAAUGUGAAUGGCACUAUCUCACUGUAUAAAACAAAGUGCAAAUAUUGAUGUGCGUAUAAAUGAAGUUGUUAUGUGUGACAUAACCUGAAAAUUAGACUUCUUUUGACAAGAGAGCAAAGACCUAAUUAAUUAUGGAUCCGCAAACUCAACAGAAGAUUUUGCAAUUUGAGACCUUUGUAAACGAGGUGCUAAAAAGUGAUCUUGCAAAAUUAGCUGAAAAAUUGGACGCUAAAAAUGCCGACGUCGCUGAGUUUCUACAAUUGAAAUCAGUGAUAACGACGUUUCAGAAUACAAACGUCGAAAAAACUGGUUUCAAGACUAAAGUGGAUAUUGGAAAUAAUUUCUUUAUUCAAGCACACGUCUCAGAUGCUUCCAAAAUUUUAUUGGACGUUGGUUUAGGAUAUUAUGUCGAAUUUACUUUGGAUGAAGCACUAAUCGUUAUAAAUGUACGGAUCAAAUUAUUAGAACAGCAAAUAGCUAAUUUGCGAAAAGAGAUUGCGAGGACUAAUGCUCACAUCAAGUAUAUCCUUCUUACUAUCAGAAGUAUACAAGGGCUUGAAGAAAAUGACUAAUAAAAGCUAUUCUAAUGAAUAAAAGACGAGUUAAUAUAAGAAUUGAAGAACGUAAUCUUACUUUUUGUGUAAACAAAUAAAAUCAUAAGCACAUGUUACUGUAAUAAUUACACAUAAUAUUUUUAUAA